This is a messenger RNA of Lasiosphaeria miniovina, 450 nucleotides long. RefSeq lists its product as uncharacterized. Bases 1 to 450 code for a protein of 149 amino acids. The record is from RefSeq and is a predicted model, not a curated record. Lineage: Eukaryota; Fungi; Ascomycota; Sordariomycetes; Sordariales; Lasiosphaeriaceae. The transcript has a single exon.
AUGGCCUCCUCUGGACCUCCCACAGAGCAGCGCCGGACUAUCAAGCCGCCGCCAAGCCUUCGCUCGCCGGAAGAGCAGCAGAAGUUGCGCGACCAGCAACAGAGCCGGCUGCAAGAGCGACGCGAACAGCAGCAGCACCAGCACCAGCAAGGCCAAGCGCCGACCUCGUCGUCUCAGUCCGGCCCAGCCCAGCCCCAGAAGUUCGGGCGAUUCCUGGAAGUCCCGAAAGACAAACAAGCAGAUAAGAACAUUGAGCCUCGCUGCUCUCUGUCCCCGGGCAAUCAGCAACCCCAGCCACAGCAUCGUCCUCGCAAAUUCGGACAGUUCCUGGAAGUGCCGAAGGAGAAACACAUGGAGCGGUCCGACGAGCCCCGCAGCCCUUCAUUCGUCGUCAAAGAGACGCCCCUUUUCGAGCGUCUCGACGCCGAGUUCGAUUCCAGAGCCGACUAG